This is a messenger RNA of Camelina sativa (false flax), 2412 nucleotides long. The record is from RefSeq and is a predicted model, not a curated record. NCBI's taxonomy places the organism in Eukaryota, Viridiplantae, Streptophyta, Magnoliopsida, Brassicales, Brassicaceae.
UCUCUUUUCGCCCAUUUUUAUCGCUUCUCCUCAAACUCCGUUGAAACUCUCUAAUCAAUCAAUCACAAUAAUCAAUAAUCAUUCUCGCCAUUUCUCUCUAUUCUCACCCCCCAAAUUACCAAAAUCAGUAGUUUUUUUUUUUUUAAUUUUUUUGGUUAAUAAUUUUAUUAAUUAUCAAAUCAUCCUUCAGAUCGAAAUCAAAUCUAAGUGUGCUCCCCCGGUCCGUACGUAACGUAUAUGGCGUGAACCCGAGUUAUGGCUAACAAAAACGCAGAAUCAUCAUCAUCAUCAUCAUCAUCAUCAUCAUCAUCAUCAUCAUCGUCCUCACAGCCUCAGGCUCAGCCAAACCAACAACAACAACAGCAGCAGCAGCAGCCUAGCGCUAAUGAACAACAAGAGCAGGAGUCUCAUGGUGACACCUGUAGCAUUCCUCAAACGCAGUCUGGGAACACAGACUCGCGUACCCGUGGUGGCAACACGGUUUUCAAGAGUGGACCGCUAUCUAUAUCAUCAAAAGGGAUUGGCUGGACAUCAUGGAAGAAACGAUGGUUUAUUUUGACGCGUACUUCACUUGUUUUCUUUCGAAGUGACCCUAGUGCAGUCCAACAGAGGGGCAGUGAGGUCAACCUGACCCUUGGGGGAAUUGAUCUCAACAAUUCAGGCAGUGUGGUUGUUAAGGCAGAUAAGAAGCUGUUGACUGUUCUCUUCCCUGACGGUCGUGAUGGACGUGCCUUUACACUUAAGGCUGACACUAUGGAGGAUCUAUAUGAGUGGAAAGCUGCUCUGGAAAAUGCUUUGACACAGGCACCAAGUGCUUCCCAUGUUAUGGGUCAAAAUGGUAUAUUCAGGAAUGAUCAUGCCGAUCCCGCUGUUGGUGCUGAUGAAAAGAAAGAUGAGACACCAACAAAAUCAACUGUCCUUGGAAGGCCAGUAUUACUUGCUUUAGAAGAUGUCGAUGGAGCUCCAUCAUUCUUGGAAAAGGCCCUUAGAUUUGUUGAAGAUCAUGGAGUCAGGAUUGAAGGAAUCUUGAGACAAGCUGCCGAUGUUGAUGAUGUUGAACACAGGAUUCGCGAAUAUGAGCAAGGAAAAAAUGAUUUCAGUCCCGAGGAGGAUGCUCAUGUUAUUGCUGAUUGCCUUAAGUAUUUUCUCAGAGAGUUGCCUUCCUCUCCGGUGCCUGCAUCUUGUUGCAACGCCCUUCUGGAAGCUUGCCGUACUGACCGUGGCAAUAGAGUCAAUGCUAUGCGGGCAGCAAUCUGUGAAUCAUUCCCUGAACCAAAUCGUCGCCUAUUGCAAAGAAUCCUGAUGAUGAUGCAGACUGUAGCCUCUAACAAAACCGUGAACCGGAUGAACACAAACGCCGUUGCAGCUUGUAUGGCACCUUUACUUCUUCGACCCCUUCUGGCUGGUGACUGUGAAAUUGAAAAUGAUUUUGAUGUCGGCGGUGAUGGUUCUAUGCAACUUCUGCAAGCAGCUGCAGCAGCGAAUCAUGCCCAGGCUAUAGUGAUAACAUUAUUAGAAGAAUAUGAAAGUAUAUUUGGAGAAGGUUCCCUGUCACCGGGCUUGUACUCUGACUCAGAAGAAAGUGGUAGUGGGACAGAGGAGGGAUCUGAUGAUGAAGAGUAUGAUGAUGAUGAUGAUUAUGAUGGCACCCAGGGAUCUGAUGACUACACAGAUGAGGAAGAGGAACUAGAAAAUGAAUCUGAUGGAUCAUACAGUGAGGGUGCCGCCUCAGACGACAAAUAUGCAGACAGCAUUGAUCCUGAUGAACAUAAGAUAAAUGAUAAUUUAAGUCCUGUAUCAAAAUCCCCGAAAGCAAGUAGGGAGCCUAAGAAGCUUUUAUCUGGCUCCAGACGAUCUUCACUACCACGACACAAUGACGGAAAAAAGGAUGAGGAAAUCGUGGCAAGAGGAGCUGAUAAUGCAGAGGUAAAGGCUGUUGUAGAGGUCUCGAAACCUGAAGAUAAGAAUUCAUCAACAUCAGAUGUGGCAUCUAGCACUCGAAAACCGUCAACAUUAUCUGAUGCACCAGGAGGAAGUAAAAGGCAUUGGGGCCGUACCCCUGGGAAGAAAAACCUGUCAAUGGAAUCUAUUGAUUUCACAGCGGAAGUGGAUGAGGACAAUGCUGACAUUGAGAGACUUGAGUCAACCAAAUUGGAGCUGCAAAACAAAAUUACAGAAGAGGUCAAAAACAAUGCAGUUCUACAGGCUAGUUUGGAGCGACGGAAGAAGGCUUUGUACGGGCGGCGCCAAGCUCUAGAGCAAGAUGUGGAAAGACUACAAGAACAGUUGCAGCAAGAGAGAGACAGGAAAUUAGCCCUGGAAACAGGACUGAACGUGUCAAAAGGGAAUCAACCUAUUCCAGAAACAAUCGAUGAAAAGGUUGCUCUUCAUCUUUGUCUAGCAACUAGUUGA